Molecule: messenger RNA, 1623 nt
Organism: Knipowitschia caucasica
Lineage: Eukaryota; Metazoa; Chordata; Actinopteri; Gobiiformes; Gobiidae
Source: the annotation of a GenBank genome assembly
AUGCCCGAGACGGAGAGUUACUCCAACCCUCUGGCCCCAGAAGGACAUGAAGUGGACGACCACCGCUCCGCCGCACAGGCCAAACUGACCAACGAUGACUUCCGAAAGCUGCUCAUGACCCCUCGGGCGGCGCCUUCGUCGGCCCCGCCCUCUAAAACCAGGACACAUGAAAUGCCCCGGGACUAUAACGAAGAUGAGGACCCAGCUGCUCGCCGAAGGAAAAAGAAGAGUUACUACGCAAAGCUCCGUCAGCAGGAGAUUGAGAGAGAGAGAGAACUGGCCGAGAAAUACAGGGACCGAGCGAGAGAGCGACGAGACGGGGUCAACAAGGACUACGAGGAGACCGAGCUCAUCAGCACCACUGCCAACUACAGGGCUGUGGGGCCUACUGCUGAGGCGGAUAAGUCUGCGGCGGAGAAGAGGAGGCAGCUCAUUCAGGAGUCUAAGUUCUUGGGAGGAGACAUGGAGCAUACUCACUUGGUGAAGGGACUGGACUUCGCUCUGCUGCAGAAGGUGCGAGCAGAGAUCACAAACAAAGAGAAAGAAGAAGAAGACCUGAUCGAGAAGGUUCAGAAGGAAGUCAAAAAAGAGGUGGAGCCAGAGGAGAAAAUGGAGUUCAAGACCCGCCUUGGGAGGAACAUUUACCGCGUGGUGUUCCGUUCGGGACAGUGUGAGAGGAACGAGCUGUUCCUCCCUGGGAGGAUGGCGUAUGUGGUGGAUCUGGAGGACGAGUUCAUCGACACCGAUAUCCCCACAACUCUGAUCCGGAGUAAAGCCGACUGCCCCACCAUGGAGGCUCAAACCACUCUGACAACCAACGACAUCGUCAUUUCCAAACUCACCCAGAUCCUGUCCUACCUGCGAGCGGGAACCCGAAACAAGAGGCUGAAGAAGAAGGACAAGGGUAAACUGGACGACAAGAGGGCGCCCGAGGCAGAUCUGAGUAUCUUUGAGGACAUUGGAGACUAUGUCCCCACAUCAUCAAAGUCCAGAGACAAAGACCGGCACCGUGAGCGAGAGAGAGAGAGGGAGAGAGAGAGGGAGAGAGAGAAAGAGCGAGAGAGGGAGGAGAAGAGCCGCCAAAGCUACUUUGACAAGACCAGAGGGGCUGCUGACGAGCAGGUGCUGGAUGUGGAGUCAGGUCCUGGUUCAGUCCGAGAUCAGAUCAAACUCAUCAAUGAGAAGUUUGCUGGAGCCGCUGGACCACAAUGGAACCAAGAAGCUGGCUCUCGGAGGGACAGUAAAGAGCAGCUCGGGGAUUUUUUCGGAGGAUCCAACUCCUACGCCGAGUGCUACCCUGCUACGAUGGAUGAUCUGGCUGUGGACAGUGAUGAAGAAGUGGACUACAGCAAAAUGGACCAGGGGAAUAAAAAGGGUCCUCUGGGAAGAUGGGACUUUGACACUCAGGAGGAGUAUUCAGACUACAUGAACAACAAGGAGGCCCUACCCAAGGCGGCAUUCCAGUACGGGAUAAAGAUGUCGGAGGGACGAAAAACGCGGCGAUUUAAAGAAACCAAUGAAAAAGCUGAACUGGACCGACAGUGGAAGAAGAUCAGUGCGAUUAUUGAGAAGAGGAAGAAGAUGGAGGCGGACGGGGUUGAUGUGAAGAGACCAAAGUACUGA